Ruditapes philippinarum (Manila clam) is the source of this 1343-nucleotide messenger RNA. Its product is annotated as mucin-2-like. The transcript has a single exon. The record is from RefSeq and is a predicted model, not a curated record. NCBI's taxonomy places the organism in Eukaryota, Metazoa, Mollusca, Bivalvia, Venerida, Veneridae. The annotation marks the transcript as partial.
AUUUACGUUUGGUAUUUUGUUACAGUUGCUCCUAGCAGAACAAGUCCGGCUCCUAGCAGAACAAGUCCGGCUCCUAGCAAAACAAGUCCGACUCCUAGCAGUACAAGUCCGACUCCUAACAGAACAAGUUCGACUCCUAACAGAAAAUUUCUGGCUGCUAGCAGAACAAGUCCGACUCCUAACAGAACAAGUCCGACUCCUAGCAAUACAAGUCCGGCUCCUAGCAGAACAAGUCCGGCUCCUAACAGAACAAGUCUGGCUAAUUACAGAACAAGUCCGGCUCCUAGCAGUACAAGUCCUACUCCUAACAGAACAAGUCCGGCUCCUAGCAAUGCAAGUCCGACUUCUAACAGAACAAGUCAGGCUUCUAGCAGAACAAGUUCGACUCCUAACAGAAAAUAUCCGGCUGCUAGCAAAACAAGUCCGACUCCUAACAGAACAAGUCCGACUCCUACCAAAACAAGCCCGGCUCCUAGCAAAACAAGUCCGGCUCCUAGCAAAACAAGUACGACUCCUAGCAGAACAAGUCCGACUCCUUACAGAACAAGUCUGGCUCCUAGCAGUACAAGUCCUACUCCUAACAGAACAAGUCCGGCUCCUUGCAAAACAAGUCCGACUCCUAGCAGAACAAGUCUGGCUCCAAGCAGAACAAGUCCGGCUCCUAACAGAACAAGUCUGGCUCCUAGCAAAACAAGUUCGACUCCUAACAGAACAAGUCCGACUCCUAGCAGAACAAGUCCGACUCCUAACAGAACAAGUCUGGCUCCUAGCAAAACAAGUUCGACUCCUAACAGUAAAAUUCCGGCUCCUAACAGAACAAGUCUGGCUCGUUACAGUUUAAGUUUGGCUUCUAGCAGUACAAGUGCAGUUUCUAGCAAUACAUGUCCGGCUUAUAGCAGAACAAGUCCGGACAAUAAGCACUGUUGUGUGUAUUGGGGGAAACUAUAGAAGUAUGGAGUUUCGGUGAAUACCUAUAGUGAGCGAAAAAAAAAUCAAAGAAUGCAAAUAGUUGAAAAUAACAACAGCCUAACAGCUUACUUAUAUAAAUGACACAUUUGUUUGUGACUUACAGUAAAAAUAUCAUCCCGAGGAAAACUGUUACCCGAGGCGUUAAUCCCGAGGGUAACAGUAUUUUACUAGGGAUGAUAUUUUUGCUGUAACUCACAAAACUAUGUAUUAUUUAUUUUAUUGCCCCGAACAAAAUUAAUGCUUCAUUGGAACACUCUUUCUAUAGGUAUAUCAAUAUACCUCUCAAUGAAAAAUGAAAUAAAAAGUAUUUUACUAUUGAAUUUCAAUUCAAGGGGUGAUAAUGCAUCGAUUGCAACCAACUUGCUACAGGAGUG